Messenger RNA from Dentiscutata erythropus, 1508 nucleotides. Lineage: Eukaryota; Fungi; Glomeromycota; Glomeromycetes; Diversisporales; Gigasporaceae. The record is from the annotation of a GenBank genome assembly.
AAGCCAACCAAUAUCUCAGAAAUCACAAUCAGAUAUUUUAAAUCUUCUUAAAUCUGAUAAACAUGAGGUACACGAUGGAUACAGAAUAGUAGCUGGCGUAGUUUUGUCGCGUAAUCCUAUUAUCCUCAGAGACCUACACCCCUUUGAACGAGAAUAUUAUUUAUAUCAGCAACGAUUAGAACAUAUACAUGCACCACCCUUUCCGGUGGAUUUUUAUUUUAAAAAAGGUAGCGUAGCAGAGAAAAAAUGGAAGGAAAAAAAAGAAAGAGAAAAAGCAGAUGCAUUAUUAGCAUUUGGUUCACGAAAAACAAAAAAUAAAACGUCUUCUGAGAAAAUUGGCGAGGAUGGAACUAUAGAUUCAAGUGAUGUAUCAUCGGAGGAAGAAGAAAUAAAAAUUGCUAGUAGAAUAACAUCUGCCGACUUAACGAAUGAUAUCAAGUCACUUGAUAGAGCUUUACAGCGUACGUUAUACCUUAUCGUCAAGAAACCAAGAGAAGAACAUUCGUGGCAAUUCCCACAAGGUGGAGUUGAGAAAACGGAAACGUUGGUUCAAGCUGCUAGUCGAGAAUUGGAAGAAGAAUGUGGUAAUUGUAUGGACGUUUGGUUCGUUGGGAGAAGACCAGUUGGGUAUUACAAGUAUAACUACCCAAAAAGCUUUGUAAAAGACAAUGCCGAAUAUAAAGGAGCAAAGGUAUUUUUCAUGGCCGCGCACAUAUUCGCUGGUCAAGUCAACGUAGAUAAUAAGGAAAUUGUAGAUUUUGCGUGGGUUACCAAGCAAGAGAUGAAAAAUUAUGUACAUACCGAAUACUAUGAAGCUGUUAAAGAUAUGCUAGAAUUUAUUGUGACAACACUCGGACAACGUUGGAGUUCCGCACCUACUAUAAUACAUGGUGUGGAAUAUUUGAUCUUUGUCUAUUUAAUAUUUGGGUUAUUACGAUUGUGGUAUGUUAAUUAUCUAUGGAAAAAAGAGGAAAAUAGAAUCGCGGAAAUUAGAGCAAAAAUAGAAAAAGAAUUAGACGUACCUGACACAACGGUUCCUAUAAAUGGAACGGCGACUGCAUCUACUGGUCUAAAUACAUCUACAGUUGGAGUUCCUAUGACUACGUUUGGCCCCUCUGCAUCAAUUACUGGCUCUUCUAUGUCAAUUACCGGCCUUUCUACAUCAAUUGCUGGUCUUUCAACAUCAAUUACUGGUCCUUCUACAUCAAUUACUGGUCCUUCUACAUCAAUUACUGGUCCUUUUACAUCAAUUACUGGUCCUUCUACAUCAAUUACUGGUCCUUCUACAUCAAUUACUGGUCCUUCUACAUCAAUUACUGGCCCUUCUACAUCAAUUACUGGUCCUUUUACAUCAAUUACUGGUCCUUUUACAUCAAUUACUGGUCCUUUUACAUCAAUUACUGGUCCUUCUACAUCAAUUACUGGUCCUUCUACAUCAACUACUGGUCCUUCUACAUCAAUUACUGGUCCUUCUACAUCAAUUACUGGUCCUUCUACAUCAAUUACUG